Molecule: messenger RNA, 1956 nt
Organism: Chlorella variabilis
Lineage: Eukaryota; Viridiplantae; Chlorophyta; Trebouxiophyceae; Chlorellales; Chlorellaceae
Exons: 8
Coding region: 1-1956 (651 amino acids)
Source: RefSeq, a predicted model, not a curated record
AUGCAGCUGGCAGUGCCCCAGAGGGCACUGACGGUGCGCCCCAGAGGGGCGCGCACUGCCAGGAGCCAUGGGCGGAGUGCGGUGCUGGUUCGGAGCAUGCUGGGCCCCUACCAGUACAAGACGCGGGUGGCACGCCUGCGGCUCAAGGGCGCGCAGGUGCACGAGUUUGGGGACCGCGUGCUGCAGCAGGGCAGCUUUGGCGACGACGUCAUGCAGCUGCAGGCGUACCUUGCGGAGCAGGGCUACUUCUCCAGCGACGACGGGCUGAGCGGCUACUUUGGCGACGUGACGGGGCAGGCGCUGCAGGCCUGGCAGCGCGACCAGGGGCUGCGCGUCACCGGCGUGUUUGACGGGGACUGCAAGUGGACUUACCUGCGGGAGCAGGAGGCGGCGCUGCAGCAGGCUGCCCAGGCCCAGGCUCAGCAGGUGGCCCUGGUGGUGCGCCCUCCCUCGGUGCCCGACAGCUGGCGCGUGCAGCAGCCUGGGCUGGCCACCGGCGCGCUGGGGCUGGCUGCGCUGGUGGCGGGCGCCUCCCUGGCCAACUCGCGCAUCAAAGAGGGCCGGCCGGUGCCGGGCGUGACGGAGCUGGGCCGCCUGCUGCGCUGGGCCGUGCACACCCUGGCUGGCGCCACCGCGGCUGUCGGCCGCGGCGCGGCGGUGGCCGGCCGCGCCGUGCAGCAGGCGCUGGAGCCCCCGCCGGCGCCGGCGCCACGGCGCCGCCGCACGCUGACCCCGCGCCCCGAGGAGUGUGCCGCCGGAGCUGCGGCUGUCGUGGGCAAGCGGCAGGAGUAUGCCGCCGCCGCGGCGGCAGCCAGCCUGGCCGCUCGCCAGGCGGCAGCCCAGGAGGCUGCCUACCUGUCGGCGGCGGGCGGCCCCGCGCCACAGGCGCCGCACGGCAAGGCGCAGCGGCUUUCGGAGGACGAGCUGCAGCAGCGCAUCGCGGUGAUGAAGGGGGAGGUGUCCCCACGCACCCCGGUGCCGCAGCGCCCCGCACCCCGCAAGCUGCCCCUGGGCCGGCCCAAGCCCGCCGACGACCCCAUCACCGGCAGCAAGUAUGGCACCUACUACGGCGGGCGCCAGGUGCGGGACCAGGUGAAGCAGUACCUGGAGGGGGACUCGGGCGCCUCGAGGGCCGCCACGCCCGCAGGACGCCGCACCGAGGGGCUGGGCUUCCAGAUGAGCGCCCGCCCCCGCCCCGCCAGCAAGCCCGCCAAGCCGAGCAUGGUGCUGGCGCAGGCGUCUGCCCGGCCCGUUGAGCUGGCCGCGGCGCCGGUGCCGGCUGCUGAGGUGGAGGUGGCGCUGGCUGGGGAGGCCUUCAAGGAUGUGGGGGUGGCGCAGGUGGCUGCACAGGCGGCGGCCGGCGCGUCGGUGCUGCUGGCGGGCACUGAACUGGAGAAGGGCCCCGAGCGGCGCGGCCCCCACGUGCCCGUGGUCAAGCCGGGCAUGGCCUCCCCGCCGGCCGUGCAGCUCAACGGCGGCGGCGCCCCCGCCCCCGCCCCCGCCCCCCGCUCCGUGCCCGUGGUCAAGCCCCAGAAGCGGGCCACCAUCGGGGACAUGCUGCGCUCGUCGCUGAUGGGCGACGGCGCCGCGCCGCAGCCCGACGCACCGCUGCACUCUGUGGAUGGCGGCUACGGGUACGCGGCGGCGCCGCCCCGGCAGCAGCAGCAGGCGGCCGCGCCGCGCCCCGUCAACACCGGCAGCAGCUACGGCAGCGGCGCCGUGGAGGAGGCGGCGGGCGGCGCCGCUGUGCAGUACAACUCCGAUGGCAGCGUGGUGCUGGCCAGCAAGCCCAUCAAGCUGGUCAAGCCCGCGCACCUGCUGCCCAAGACAUACGGGUAUGAGGGCGGGGAGCAGGCCGCCCCUACCGCCGACCAGCGCUACCCGUCGGCGGCGCCCCAGCGGGAGCAGCUGACUGAUGGCGACAUGUUUGGCGGCUUCCGCCGCCGCGGCUUCUGA